UCACCCGGUUGCGCCGAGUAAGAUCACUGCUUACCAGUUGCUGGGAGGAGGCUAGAGGGGAGCUGCUGGGUCAGGAUCAUGCCUAACAGGGAGAGCUUUCCCGGGCAGCAGAGGCUGGUGGGCUUGGGGUGAAAGAAGCAGGGCAGAUGCAAAAUCUGGAGAGCGCGGGGGCCGGGCGGUCAGUCAGUACCCAGACUGGCAGCAUGACCGGUCAAAUGCCAAGACUUUCUAAAGUCAACCUUUUCACUCUGCUCAGUCUCUGGAUGGAGCUCUUCCCAGGAGUAGAAGCCCAAAAGCAAAAAUCUCAGGAAAAUGAAGAAGACAAAUGUGGACCCUUAGGAGAUGAUAAAGAGAUGGCCAGAGAAUCUACUGACAAAAAACAGGAUUACAUAGACGACUUGCCAAGAUGUUAGUGAAGUGAAGCAAAAUCAAGAUCCAGAACAGUGAUUCACUGAAAAGAUUCAGUCUUCUGGGAGUUGCAGUGAAGAAAACUGGUCUCGUGGUGGUGAAAAACAUGAAAAUUGUUGGUCUCCAUUGUUCUAGUGAAGAUCUACAUGCUGGGCAAAUUGCUCUUAUUAAACAUGGGUCAAAGCUGAAAAACUGUGAUCUUUAUUUUUCCAGAAAACCAUGUUCUGCUUGUUUGAAAAUGAUUGUAAAUGCUGGAGUUAAUCGAAUUUCAUAUUGGCCUGCUGAUCCAGAAAUAAGUUUGCUUACUGAGGCUUCUAGUUCUGAAGAUGCAAAGUUAGAUGCCAAAGCUGUGGAAAGACUGAAGUCAAACAGUCGGGCCCAUGUGUGUGUCUUACUUCAACCUUUGGUGUGUUAUAUGGUGCAGUUUGUAGAAGAGACUUCUUACAAAUGUGACUUUAUUCAAAAAAUUACAAAGACAGUACCAGAUGCUAACAUUGACUUUUAUUCUGAAUGUAAACAAGAAAGAAUAAAAGAAUAUGAAAUGAUAUUUUUGAUUUCAAAUGAAGAAAUACAUAAGCAAAUCCUGAUGACUAUAGGUCUGGAGAACCUGUGUGAAAAUCCCUACUUUAGCAAUCUGAGGCAAAACAUGAAAGACCUUAUCCUAAUCUUGGCCACGGUAGCUUCCAGUGUGCCCAGCUUUAAACACUUUGGAUUUUAUUGUAGUAAUCCAGAACAGAUUAAUGAAAUUCACAAUCAAAGUUUGCCACAAGAAAUUGCAAGGCACUGCAUGGUUCAGGCCAGGUUAUUGGCAUAUCGGACUGAGGAUCAUAAAACAGGAGUUGGAGCAGUCAUUUGGGCAGAAGGGAAAUCUAGAAGCUGUGACGGAACCGGAGCUAUGUACUUCAUAGGAUGUGGCUAUAAUGCCUUUCCUGUUGGAUCUGAGUAUGCUGACUUCCCACAUAUGGAUGACAAGCAGAAAGACAGAGAAAUAAGGAAAUUCAGAUACAUCAUACAUGCUGAACAAAAUGCCUUGACAUUUAGGUGUCAAAAAAUAAAACCAGAAGAAAGAAGCAUGAUUUUUGUGACAAAAUGCCCAUGUGAUGAAUGUGUACCUUUAAUUAAAGGUGCUGGCAUAAAACAAAUCUAUGCAGGGGAUGUAGAUGUUGGAAAAAAGAAGGCAGACAUCUCUUACAUGAGGUUUGGGGAACUUGAGGGUGUUAGCAAAUUUACCUGGCAGCUGAAUCCAUCUGCAGCUUAUGAUCUUGAACAAAACGAGCCUGAAAGGAAAGAAACAAGUCCCCAUGAGUUUGAAGUGAUGUUUUCUGACAUGAAGUUGUUCUUGCAUGAUAGACGGUGUGUUGAGAGCCCUGCCUGGGAGAGAGGAGCAGCACCGCAAGAAGCUAUGUCUGGGAAAGCCUUCGGAGGGCCUCUCCACGCUGCAGUGACGGCCUCAGGAGUUGGUUGUUGCACCUCUAAAGUUCAGCCUUGUUAACUCAGAAAAUGAGGAUGGAUUUCGUGAACCAUUGAAAAGUUUGUUAGGAUAUGAAUUAUGUUGACGAGGACAUUUUUAUUUUAGACUUAUUUGUGUAUUUUUCAGAAUAUGGCAAUGUGUUUAAUGCUUUAAUGAGAUCAGUGUCAUCACCAACAGGGAUGGAUUUCUGUUUAUCUCAGUUUCUAUUUAUACAGCCAGUUUGAAAGGGGCUGGCUCACUGGAGUCAUAUCUCAACAGGGAAUUACAUAUCUUUUGAGAAAUAUUAAUUCCUUUGGAUUACAAGGGUGAGAAUUAGUAAACUGUCCAGGGAAAUAAGUGACAAUCUGUUCAUAUUUUAAGAAUCCAUGUAUAGAUAACCAGAAGGGUCAUGUUUAUACCUAAAAUCAUUCUAGCAUUCAAAAAUUACUGAAUUGGGACUGUCUUAAAGUCUCCAUUUUGAAACUAUAUUUUUAAAAUUAGUAAUCUCUUGGGCUGGAGGUCUAGCUCAGUGGUAAAGUACUAGCCAGCAUGUACGAAGCCCUGUGUUACAUUCCCAGCACUGCAAAAGUAAAUAAAUAAAUAAGAUGUUAAUUUCUCCUAAAUUUUUAUUUCACAGUGAUUGUUGGACUAGAGGCCAGUUACACUACAAUUUUGGGUAGCAAUAGAAAGAAAAUGUUAUUCUGAGGCAGUGUUGCUGUUUGAUGUCACUAAAUCUUGAGAUUACUGGCAGUAAGUCUCAAAUUUGGUCAUUAUGUAAAUAGAAAAAUAUGUGAAUGUGGGAUAUUGAAACCAGCAUUUUUAGAAUUCCAUUAAUAAAUGCUUUCCUCAAUAUAAUUUUCCCCUCCAUAUGACCAAUACAGUGUCUAACUGCAAAAGGGAGGCCUGCUAGGAAUAUUUGCAAACCUCAAGAGCACUCAAAGCCUUAAAAGUAAACACAUCCCUUCUGAAUUUUUCUCUCUGAUUUCUUUUUUCGCAGUGCUGAGGAUUUACUCCAGGGCCUUGAACAUGCUCGGCAUGUACUCUACCAUUGAGUCAGGUCCCCGCCCCCCCCCCUUUUUUUUUUUAGUUCUCGGUGGACACAACAUCUUUAUUUUAUUUGUAUGUGGUGCUGAGGAUCAAACCCAGCGCCCCGCGCAUGCCAGGCGAGCACGCUACCACUUGAGCCACAUCCCCAGUCCCUCCCCAGCCCCUUUUUAAAUUUUAUUUUGAGACAGUAUCUGGCUAAGUUGCCCAGGCUGGCCUUAAACUUGUAAUCCUCCUGCCUCAGCCUCCCAAGUAGCAGGGAUUAUAGGUGUCAAUGUACCUGGCUGAUUUCUUCAAUUUUUAUUUGCUGAGAAACUCAGAAAAUUAGUCUGAAGAAUCAUCAUGUUUUAGACUUUCCUGGUUAGGAGGAAGGCCAACAGGCCUGGGGAGUGAUACCUCAUGAGAAUGCUCGAGGACUGGGAAGAGGUGGUGAGAUUUGCCCUUUUUUGUCCCCCUCCUUUCCACAGCAUCACGUGGGACCUCCUACCACUUUUUCAGAGUUAGGCACAGGACAAUCCAAAUGUCAACCAGAUGCCUGGCUUGCACAGCAGCCUGCUUAGGUCCACUGGGAAUUCAAAGUCAUCAUACCACACAGUUGAGAACUGCCAAAAACAUUUUCCAUAGACAUAGAUCAUGGAAGAUGGAGUGUGUGUGUGUGUGUGUGUGUGUGGGGGGGGUACCUUUAAAGACAACUAAUGCUAAUUUGAAAAACACUAGUUAAGCUAUUCUUUAAUACUUAUCAACAUAAAAACUCCAUUUAAUCCCUAGCACCACAAGAAAAAAAAAUUCUAAGAUUGCUCAUCUCCCGAAUUGCUUUAUUAUUGUAAUACAAGCAUAAGUUCUUUGAUUUAUUGUUUUAUACUUCUAGUUCAUCUGAUACACCAAUCAACAAAUAUUUUGUGAGACUCAGAAGUCAAAUAUAUACUGCUAGAUUUUAUGGAUUUUUGUAUUGGGGUGGGAUAUCAGGAAGGAAAGUAUAUAAUCAGGAAACUAUGGAAAUAAAACAUUGAUAUUUCGUGGAAAGAGCCUUGUAGAGGUCACAGUGCUGAGCUGUUUCAUUAUCCAAACACCAGGGUUGAGGUGAACUGAGAGAAAGCAGAGGAGGUGGAGAUUACUCUGUGAGGGGAUGAUUGGGUUGCCCCCAAGCAUUGCAGAGCUGGACCCAGAAACCACCUGGAUUUGCAGAAACUAUAUGUGGCAGUGUUGACUCAGUUCUGCAAAUUCCCAGGCAAGAGAUUUCAUCCCUUAGCAAGAUGAAGAAGGUAAUGGUAAAUUCAUACUUAGUAAAGAAUAGCCCUGCUGGAGGUAGCUAAGCACUCAUCUGGUUUACUUCAUGUCUGUAAUGGGAGUAGAUACAGGUUUAUGUGUUUUUAUUGUAUUACUGGUAAAACUUUUUUAAUCUGGCUUUUCUAUUUUUUCUACCUCAACUUACUGAGUUUGAAAAUAUGCCAUUUACUCAUAAGGCUUCCUCUUUUUAUUCAUGAAUGGGUCCGUCCUAGGAUUGAUCAUAACAACCUACUUUUGACACACUUUCGAGUAUUCCUUAAGAGUCCUGGUAUUGCCUAUAAUGGUCACAUGACAAUGAGCUGAGCACAUUGCUAGUAUGUUUUAGAACUAAAGUAAACAUCAAUGCAGUAUUUUUAUUUCAUGUGUAACAUCCCUGAAGUCUUGUUGCUCUUUUGCUAUCAUUAUUAUAAAAUAUUUCAGAUACAUAAAAAAAUACAAAUAGUUAUAACAAAUACUUUACUCAUGUACCUAAUAUGCAGAAUUAAUAUAUGUUACCACUUGGGAGUUUAGUCCUGUUUUGAGAUCUGAGGUAGAACCUUUCUUUGCAUCUUUUCUACAUUUGCUUGAGAGCACAUUGUGGUUUUCUGAAAGAUCAUCCAUGCUCACUGCAGGACAGCAGGGUUUUAAAAUCCAGCCCUAGAGCCUCCAAGGACUGUUACCCAGACAGCUGAGAUUAAGCCUCCUUUUUUAAAAAUUUUUUUAAGUUGUCAAUGGACCUUUAUUUUGUUUUAUUUAUAUGUGGUGCUGAGAAUUGAAUCCAGUGCCUCACACAUACUAGGCAAGCACUGUACCAUUGAGCUAUGACCCCAGCCCCUAAGCCUCCUUUUAAAACAUUCUUUGUAGUCUUUCUGUAUCUGAUUUCUUAAUUCUCUAAUAAUUCUGUGAUAGUUUUCCUAAGAGGAAACCAGCUGCCCUUAUGUGAGGUAGGGGAGGUCUGCUGGGCCAAGGUUUUCUGACUCCUCUGGUGGAGCAGACCCCCUACCAGGUACGCCUGGCCUGCAGCAGAACCUGGUGGCAGAAGUGUCCUCACUUGGGAUGGGGAGAUCUGCCUUACCACCUGGGAAGGAGAUUCUGAGUUACAGCCCCUGAAAUGCAGGCUUCCUGUUUCUGGCUAACAUUUAGAUGUUUGGAAUCAUUUAUUUAUUCAACUCCUGGGCACCCUACGCUAGGCUCUCAGCUUGAAAUGCUUUGGAUACUUUUUGAAACAGAAAAAAUAUAAAUCUUAAUUCACAAAAUGGAAUUUUGAAAAGUUUGAUUCAUCCAUUAAUAGACUACUCUGAAAAAAAUUUUGCUGAAGUUUACACAAAGCAAUGAGUUAUUCAGAAAUUUUUCUCAAUUUUGAAACCUUUUAUUGAUAUCCUGGAAUUGUUGUGUUGGCUCUGUUACAGUUUUGUUUUUAUAACACAAGGAAAUCAAGUUGGACCAGGGUUUCUCAGACUUGGCACAAUUGACACUUGGGAUUCUGAUAUUCUGUGAAGCUGCUCUGUGCAUUUUAGAAUGUUAGCCACAUCCCUGGCCUCCAGUGAAAACCACUGACAUAAAAAAGUUUGUACAUAACUGCAAAAACCCAUGUUAGGCCUAAGAACAUCUCAUUUAGUAUAACAAUUGCACUGGGGGCUUUUUACAAUCAGGUAUCAAAAUCUGAGGAUGACCAAUUCCUCAGAAUCAUCUUUUAAAAGUCUUUUUAAAAAUUGUGUUUAUGCUGGGCGCAGUGAUACAUGUCUGUAAUCCUAGCAGCUUGGGUGUUGAGGCAGGAGAAUUGUAACUUAGCAAGGCUGUAGGCAAACUAGUGAGACCCUGUCUCAAAUUAAAAUAUAAAAAGGGCUGGGGAUGUGGCUCAGUGGUUAAGCACUUUUGCGUUCAAUCCCCAGUACAAAAAUACACACCCACAUAUAUAUAUGUGUGUGUGUGUGUGUGUGUAUUUAUUACAGAGUAGGUAAAAAAUAGUUUGCAUUUUUCUCCAAUUUUUGCUUUUGUUCCCCUUUCAGUACCAAGGAUUGAAUGCAGGGCCUCGCACCAACUAGUCAAGUACUCCACCACUCAACCACAUCCCGACUCCAAUUUUUAAAAUUUUUUUUAUAGUUGUAGAUGGACAGAAUGCCUUUAUUUUGUUUAUUUUUAUGUAGUGCUGAGGAUUGAACCCAGCACCUCACACAUGCUAGCAAGCACUCUGCCACUGAGCUAUAGCCACAACCCCAGUGUUGGUUUUUUUUUUUUUUUGGUGGGAGGUGUCGGGGUUUCUAGCCCCUCCUGACCUGCCGGAGAGAUUGGGGAGAGCGCCCCGGCCAGGAUGAGCCAAGAAAGGAGAGGGCCGACUAACAGCCCCCACCCAGCCCUCCCUCCUGGAGGACAAUCAGAUGCAUCAAGGAGACCAGUCAAGGCUGGAGCUCGUUUAUUGAGGAAGCACACACAGCAGCUAAUAUAAGGCACAGGAGCCAAUCAGGAUAAAGGUCAGCAGGGUGAGGAGAGUUCACGUGUACACCCAUCCUACAGGCAGGCAGGGGAGACACGAGCUGUCCACCUGUCCACGAGGGCGGAAGGGUUCUGAGCCUAUCCUAGAGGUGGUCCGAUUUUUCUUCACAACCCAGGCAACGCCUUCUGGCUGAUCGCCAGGUGCCGUCUUAGCCAUGUGCGGCCCCAAGACCAGGAAGUGAGCAUCAGUCUGCAAGUUAGGUUUCCUUUUCUCCAUCAUAGGUUUCUAUUUCUCUGAUGUGACGUGCCCUACACGAGGUACCAGGGAUUGAACUCAGGGGCACUCAACAACUGAGCCACCUCCCCACCCCUAUUUUUUUAAUUUUUUUUUAUAUAUUUAUUUUAUUUAUUUUUAUGUGGUGCCGAGAAUUGAACACUCGCAUAUGUGCAACUCCAGCACCCCCACUCCUAUUUUUUGUAUUUUAUUUAGACACAGUGACUCACUGAGUUGCUUAGCACCUUGCUUUUGCUGAGGCUGGCUUUGAACUCACCAUCCUUUUGCCUCAGCCUCCAGAGCAGCUGGGAUUACAGGCAUGCGCCUCCAAGCCUGGCCCCAGACCCCAAUUUUAAAUUAGGAGGGGAGUAGUAAAACCUUAGUUUCUGUCUUGUUUUGCUUGUUUUCCAAGUAACUGAUGUAUAUGAAUAAACCAGACAAUUUUGCAAACACUCCUAAACUGCAAUAAUUUUUCCAACCAAUGGAAGACCAAAGGAGUUGCUAUACUUAGUCACUACAUCAAUCAAUCAGAAAUUCAAUUCAAUUGAAUUGGGUGGGGUUCUGGUCAUAAUGGGGAUAUCAUAUAAAGAAUCAAGCUUGACUUACUUCUCUCUGGAAAAAAUAAUUAAAUUUCUUAUAGUUGAUUCCCAGUAUAGAAACCUGAAAUAUCUGCCACAUGGUCUUAGUUGGCAUAGGCAGCAUGGAUAGAAUAUAUUGUUCAGAAUAAUUUUAUCUUAUUGGUUAGCCAAGUAGCCUUUAAUUGCUUGAAUUAGCACUGACAUGUAUCUUAAAGUCAUGGAUGUUUUUAAUGCAAUUACUAUUCACCAUUAAAAAUUCAAUGAGGGCUGAGGUUAUGGCUCAGUGGUAGAGUGCUCACCUAGCACGUGCAAGGCACUGGGUUCAAUCCUCAUAUACAUAUAAAUAAAUAAAUAAAGAUAUUUUAAAAAUCAAUGAAUCUAUUUAAUAUCAUGCAGAAAUUUUCUGUCAUGUAAGUCAAUUUAUUGAAUAUUCUGCACCUAAGUAAAACAAACCCCACUAAUAUUCAAUAGGCCCAGUUAAAAAUGAGGCCUAUUGGCUUGGGUUGUGGCUCAGUGGUAGAGUGCGUGCUUAGCAUGUGUGAGGCACUGGGUUCGAUUCUCAGCACUGCAUAUAAAUAAAUGAAUAAAAUAAAAGUCCAUCAACAUCUUAAGAACAUCGUAUUUCUAUAUAAUAAUUUAAUUCAGAAACUUUGAAAUGAUAAUCUCCCUGUCCUAUAGGUCACCCCUCCUCAAAGACAUGAGGCUUGCUUAUUUAUUUACUUUAGAUGAGGCCUCAGUGUGCUGCCCAGGCCAGCCUAGAACUCCUGGUCUUACAUUAUCCUCCUGCCUCAGCCUCUCAUGUGGGUGGAACUACAGACUUGAGUCACUGGUCUUGAACCAAACUGAUAUUUUUGGUAUUCAUUUCCAAAUAUCCAACUCACGUGCCUAUGUUGUCCCUUAAUAGUUUUAUUCUUUGGUUUUAGGCAUUAUCUUUUUAAUUUCUACCAUGGAAAAUUUAGUUUCACCUCACCCUCUCUCCAUAUACUUCCCUUUUUCCAUCCUCCCAAUACUGUUAGAAUUUUAUUGUGGUUGUCCCAAAAUUCACUGUUGUGACUAUGUAAAUACUAGUCAGAGCUUUGUCAUGUUGUAUUCUAUGAUUACUUUUUCUUUCCAUGUAGAACUCCCUUUCCUGAAUUAAAAAUUUGUAUUUUGGUGGUGGGA
Molecule: messenger RNA, 8614 nt
Organism: Marmota monax (woodchuck)
Lineage: Eukaryota; Metazoa; Chordata; Mammalia; Rodentia; Sciuridae
Gene: Cdadc1
Product: cytidine and dCMP deaminase domain containing 1
Exons: 11
Coding region: 515-1900 (461 amino acids)
Biological process (GO): dTMP biosynthetic process; dUMP biosynthetic process
Cellular component (GO): cytoplasm
Molecular function (GO): zinc ion binding; dCMP deaminase activity
Source: RefSeq, a predicted model, not a curated record